GGUCGGUCGCGAAAUAAUCAAUAAUGAGAAGGUCGUGCUCUCCGCUACACCGCAAACAACGAGCAACGUUUACACCUGUUCGCCACCCGUUCGAAAUCAUUCGAAUGUACCAUCAGUACGCGUUGUACCUUCGCGAAGGGUGCACACAAUAAUCCCCAACUGACAAACACCACGUAACAAUAGUCACACGUCGUCAAAAAAACAACAAAUUUCUAUCAAAAAUGAAGGCGUCACUUCAUUUUGAGCUCAUGGUUUCGAAUUAGCAAGCAAAUAUGAUGCGCGUCAACGCACACAUGUGUAGUUGUUAAGUGCAAGAGUGUCUUUGGUUUAAUUAAUUUACCAGUUUAUUAAUUUGUGCGCGUGUGUUGUAAUUUACAACAACAAGAUGAAUCGGUACAUAACUCUGCAUCAACUUGGCGAUGGCACCUACGGAUCGGUGGUGCUUGGUCAAAGAAAGGACACCGGCGAGAAGGUGGCCAUUAAGCGCAUGAAAAGGAAAUAUUAUUCCUGGGAAGAAGCAAUGAAUCUACGCGAAGUUAAGUCGUUAAAAAAGUUACACCACACGAACGUGGUGAAACUCAAAGAAGUCAUACGUGAAAAUGACGUGCUGUACUUCGUCUUUGAGUACAUGCAGGAAAAUCUUUAUCAACUCAUCAAAGACCGUCGCGUGCCUUAUCCGGAAGCAACCGUCAGAAAUAUGCUCUACCAGAUCCUGCAAGGAUUAGCAUUCAUCCAUCGGCAUGGAUUUUUCCACCGUGAUCUAAAACCGGAGAACAUUCUCUGCUGCGGGCCGGAUCUGGUGAAGAUCGCCGAUUUCGGCCUAGUUCGUGAAAUCAGGUCCCGGCCGCCUUACACCGACUACGUUAGCACGAGAUGGUACCGCGCGCCUGAAGUAUUACUACACGCGACGACUUAUAGCAGCCCCAUUGAUCUGUGGGCGGUGGGUUGUAUCGCCGCCGAAAUUUACACAUACCGCCCGCUGUUUCCCGGCACCACCGAAACGGACCAGCUGUACAAAAUCUGCCAAAUUUUAGGAACUCCCGAUAAGAAAAUAUGGCCGGAUGGUUACCAAUUGGCUGGCGCCGUCGGCUUCAAAUUUCCGUACUUUGUCAAGACGGAGUUGACCUCAGUUGUGCCACAAGCUAGCUCCACAGCGAUUAAGCUAAUGGAGGUGUUGAUGGAUUGGAAUCCAACCAACAGACCCACCGCGCAAUCGGCGCUCAAAAAUGCGUAUUUCCAAGUCGGUCAACAAUACAGCGCUUUAUUGGUUUCCCAAGAUAAUUUCAAUCAAUAUUCCCAAUUAAACGGUCUGCUAGAGUCCACGCAAAAGUCGAUUUACUCAGGCAAACCGCGCCAGCCCGAAGUGCAGGCGAACAACGUCAGCAAGAACAACGAAAAGAACAUCGAGCUGGAAACAGGCCCCAAAGCACAGAUAACGGUGCAGCCGCUGGUGAAACCGAUGCAAAUCACACGCAACCAGCCGGUGCAAGCCGUUGCGCCCAUCGUUUAUAGUUUCGGCCAGAGUGACAUGAACAACAAAUACAUUCCGGAUAAUCGUCAGUUUAAAAAGAUGUCUUGGAAUAAACUCGACUACGAUUUGGAUGAUACGUUAUUAAUGGGUAACAAAAUAAAAAACGCCGACAAUAUGAAAGAAAACAUUUUGGACAUAAAAUGGUCGAAUCUACAGGACCUCAUCGAAGGAAAAGCAAAUGGCGCGCCGUCUGCGAAAAGUCAAUACCUCACGGUAUCAAGAUAUGUCGCGGGCCAACGGACUGAGAAAAGAAGAAGCCAGCCAAACAUAAAUAUGUACAACAAGAAAGACUUAGGAAUCUCCUCGAUAUUCAAUGACACAAUGCUAGAGUUUUCCGGUAUUCAAUCGGGAAAGCAGCGAACGUUAAAGAGCAUCACCGGAAGCAGCGUGGUUCAGGGAAGAACAGACUGGGCGGCAAAAUACUUGAAGUAGCAAUCAUCAUUUGGACUAAUCGACUGUGAUAGACUUUAUUACACUCAUUGGGUUCAUGAAUGUCAUUGUUGUUUUAUUUCAUUUUCGUUUCUAAUCAAUUAAAUGAUCGGUUUAGAUACAAAUUACUUAAUCUACCUAUAUGUAUGUGUUAAAACUUUAUUUUAAGCAUCAAAUGUGCAAAAAAGAACUUAUUGAAUUGUUACUAACUAGAGGGUUGUGAGAGGACGCAUUUAAACAGAUUUACGCAAAAUUUAAAUGAUUGUAAAUGUACCAAUGUACCAAAUACCGACAUGUUUUAUAUAGCUAUAGUAUUUAAUUAUUGUAAUAUAUUCACAAUAAAUUCAAAUAUUAAAUUUGGGC
Molecule: messenger RNA, 2323 nt
Organism: Dalotia coriaria
Lineage: Eukaryota; Metazoa; Arthropoda; Insecta; Coleoptera; Staphylinidae
Product: serine/threonine-protein kinase MAK-like
Exons: 9
Coding region: 386-1963 (525 amino acids)
Biological process (GO): intracellular signal transduction; intraciliary transport; protein phosphorylation
Cellular component (GO): cilium; cytoplasm; nucleus
Molecular function (GO): protein serine/threonine kinase activity; ATP binding
Source: RefSeq, a predicted model, not a curated record